AUGGCGUCGACCGAUCCAAUCUCCUUCACGGUUGUCUGGGGUGAUGCCUCUGAACUUCCCUCCACCCAAGAGUUCCGACAAGCGUUAGAAAGGGGCUCAGAUGAGCUCAAGCUAGAGACUUUACGGCGUAUCAUUACUGCUACUCUUAAUGGCAGCCCUCAAGUGCCCUCAAUUGCUCAUGCCAUUAUUCAAUACAUUCUCCCGUCGAAGAAUAAAACUCUGAAGAAACUUCUCCAUACAUACUGGGAAGUCUGCCCAAAGCACGAUGACAAUGGCAAAUUGAAGCAGGAGAUGAUCCUUGUGGUUAAUGCUAUUCGGAAUGAUUUGCAACAUCCCAAUGAAUACAUACGUGGCGCAACUUUGCGGUCCAUCCAAAAGAUCAAGGAUGCAGAGUUAUUGGAGCCAUUGAUUCCACUUGAACAUCGACAUUCCUACGUUCGAAAGAAUGCCGUCCUUGCAAUUCUAACCAUCUACGCGACUUCGAACACUUCCUCCCCGAUGGCCCCGAACUUAUUCAGAUAUUUCUGGCUGCUCGGCUGUCAGGAAACCGAUACGACAUGUCUUCGCAAUGGUCUUGUUUUCCUGACAAACUUCCUUUCUUCCAUAGAUCAAAUUCCAUCAUGGGACGAGCAGAUGCAGAUGGCAGUUGUCGAGGUGAUACGGAAGGAUUCUCUUGGGGAUUCCCCGAACCGACCCAAGUAUAUUCGCAUUGUGUAUGAGCUUCUGGAAUCGAGCUCAGCAUCUGUCAAGUAUGAAGCCGCUACGACUUUAACGACAUUGACAUCCAAUCCUGCCGCUGUCAAAGCGUCCGCCACCACCUUGAUCAACCUCGCUGCCGGUCAGCCUGACAAUAACGUGAAGCUCAUUGUUCUGGACCGCCUGUCCGCAUUGCAUGAGAAGCACUCCGCUGAUCUCAAUGUGAAGAAGAAAUGCAUUUCCAUCGCGCUUUCGAUGAUUACCAGCCGUAACGUCGAUGAAGUUGUUGACUUCCUCAAGAAGCAAUUGGUGAAGACUGUUGACUCUGAAUUUGAGAAAGUAAGUCUGAUGGACGUUUCCCUUCAUUGUAACUAUAGCGGCGAGUAUCGACAACUUCUCAUUCAAUCGAUACAUGUCUGCGCCAUCCGAUUCUCCGAGGUCGCAGCCAGCGUAGUACACGCGCUUAUGGACUUCUUGGGUGAUUCGAACAACGCGUCAGCUGUCGACGUAAUCGCUUUCGUCCGGGAAGUCGUGCAAAAGUUCCCGAAUUUGCGUGCCGCUAUCACCAAGACGUUGCUGCAGACGUUCUCUCAAAUCAAAUCUGGAAAGGUUUUCCGUGGGGCUCUCUGGAUUGUCGGGGAAUAUUGUACCGAGGUUGCAGAGAUUCACGAAGCAAUGCAAGAGAUCCGCAGGACGAUUGGUGAAAUACCCAUCCUGGCGUCCGAACAACGAUUGCUCGAUGAAGCUGGAGGCGACGUUGAACCGGAGAAGAAAGAGGGGACUGGUGCGAGUGGACAACCCCGUGUGCUCGCCGAUGGAACGUAUGCGACAGAAACUGCGUACUCGAGCGCUGCUGCUGCCCGUCUUGAGGCAGUCAAGGCAGCGUCUAAACCCCCGUUGAGGACACUCAUUCUCCAGGGAGACUACUUCACGGGAUCCGUGCUAGCCACAACGCUCACGAAGCUGGUCUUGAGAUUUAGGAAGGUGUCGAAGGAUGCGAAGGGUGUCAAUGCGCUUCAGGCUGAAGUGAUGCUAAUUAUGACGUCCGUUGUUCGGGUUGGGCAAUCCAAAUUUUCGUCUGCACCCAUUGAUGAGGAUUCUAUGGAGCGCAUCAUGGGAUGUUUAAGAACACUGAGUGAGGUGGAAAUCAUUUUCUUGGAGGACACUAAAGCUGCUUAUGCAAAAUGGUCGCUACCGAAGAAGUGGGCUCGCAAGGCUGCCGAAAAGCGAGAGAAGGACAGCAAAGUAGUCACUGUGCAAGUGGAUGAUGUGCUCUCUUUCAGACAAUUCUCGAAGAAAUCGGGGAUAGACGCUUUUGAUGAUUAUGAACAGGACGUGUCAAGGGCAACUGGAGCAGAAGAAGUCAAAGAGGAUCUCCUUUCUAACCUCAGCCGAGUGGUGCAACUGACAGGCUUCUCUGAUCCAGUAUACUCCGAAGCAUACGUGAAAGUGCACCAAUUCGAUAUAUUACUGGGUAAAGGCAAUGGCCUUGGAAGUUGUGCUCACUCAUGGAUCUUCCCACUCGACAGAUGUUCUUAUCGUCAACCAAACCCAAAUACCCUCCAAAAUCUCUGCAUCGACUUUGCAACUCUCGGAGACUUGAAAUUAGUAGAGCGGCCAUCUACAUAUACCAUUGGACCGCAUAGCUUCCACAGUAUAAAGGCGACCAUUAAGGUAUCAUCCACUGAGACGGGUGUAAUCUUUGGGAACAUAAUAUGGGAAUCAGGGACGACAGAGACUUCCGUUGUUCUCAAUGACAUCCAUAUUGAUAUAAUGGAUUACAUCAAACCUGCCUACUGCAAUGAAGCCGCCUUCCGAAGCAUGUGGACUGAAUUCGAAUGGGAAAAUCGAGUGAACGUCAACACAGGCAUAACCGAUCUGCGGGAAUACUUGCAACACAUUAUGAAGUCAACGAACAUGGCGUGUCUCACUCCUGAAGCAGCCCUCGAGGGUGAUUGCGAUUUCCUUUCUGCAAAUCUGUAUGCGAGAAGUUUAUUCGGUGAAGAUGCACUUGCGAAUCUCAGUAUUGAGAAGGCCGAAGACACAGGCGCUAUUCAAGGGCACGUCCGGAUACGAAGCAAAACGCAAGGCAUUGCUCUCUCCCUCGGAGACAAGAUAACGUUGGCACAAAAACGCAAGCCUAUCGCGCUUAUCUCGUAG
Cantharellus anzutake is the source of this 2856-nucleotide messenger RNA. Its product is annotated as coatomer protein. The record is from RefSeq and is a predicted model, not a curated record. Gene Ontology annotation, cellular component: cytoplasm; COPI vesicle coat. Gene Ontology annotation, molecular function: structural molecule activity. Gene Ontology annotation, biological process: intracellular protein transport; intra-Golgi vesicle-mediated transport; endoplasmic reticulum to Golgi vesicle-mediated transport. The coding region runs from base 1 to 2856 and encodes 951 amino acids. Lineage: Eukaryota; Fungi; Basidiomycota; Agaricomycetes; Cantharellales; Hydnaceae. The transcript is spliced from 23 exons.